UUUCUCGUGAUAUGUACGUCUUGAGGCGAAACAAAGACAGGCUUCGUCUUCACACUGGUUUUUGUCACAGAAAAUUCUCAACCAUAGCCAAUCUUGAGCUUGAUGGAACAACAACUUCAGACUACAUUACUUGGGUUGGGAAAAGUGCGAACCCAAUACCUCUUUUGCAUCAAACCUUGCAGAGAAGCGCAAGAACAGGUUCCACCAUGGAAGGUAAAGCCUGCCAUGCGCAGAUUAUCACUAUUGGCUUGCGAGCAGACACCUUAACGUCAAACAUGCUUAUUAACAUGUAUUCGAAAUGCGAUUUGGUUAGUUGUGCUCGCAAAGUGUUCGACGAAAUGCCUGAACGGAGUUUGGUAUCGUGGAAUACUAUGAUUGGGUCGCUUACUCGGGAUGGGGAGGAGAGAGAAGCUCUUGGUUUGUUUUUGGAGAUGCAAAGAGAGGGAAACUCUUUGAGUGAGUUCACUGUUUCGAGUGUUCUUUGCGCUUGUGCCGGGAAAUUCGCGAUUUUUGAGUGCAAACAGUUGCAUGCUUUUGCUAUUAAGAUGGCAAUGGAUUCGAAUGUUUUUGUGGGUACUGCAUUGCUCGAUGUUUAUGCUAAGUGCGGUUUUAUAAAGGAAGCGAGCUUUGUUUUCGAGUGUAUGCGGGAAAAGAGUGUUGUUACGUGGAGUUCGAUGGCGGCAGGUUAUGUGCAGAAUACUUGUUACGAGGAAGCUUUGAUGUUGUUUGGCAAAUCUCGGAUUAUGGGACUGGAAGUGGAUCCUUUUAUGAUUUCAUCUACUGUUUGUGCCUGUGCAGCUCUUGCAUCGCUGAUUGAAGGGAAUCAGGUUCACGCUGUGUUGUGUAAAACAGGAUUCGGUUCAAACAUAUUUGUUGCUUCCUCGCUUGUAGACAUGUACGCAAAAUGUGGCAGCAUUGAAGUAGCCUACGCCGUGUUUCGGUGCAUGGAAGAAAGGAAUAUUGUUCUGUGGAAUGCAAUGAUUUCGGGUUUUGCUAGACAUGCUCAUUCCCUUGAGGUAAUGAUAUUGUUUGAGAAGAUGCAACAGAUGGGUAUGCUCCCAAAUGAAGUAACUUAUAUUUCUGUGUUGUCUGCGUGCAGUUAUAUGGGCUUGGUUGAAAAGGGAAGGAAAUAUUUUGAACUCAUGACAACCGAACACAAUGUGUCGCCCAAUGCCGCGCACUAUUCAUCCAUGGUUGAUAUUCUCGGGCGGGCAGGGCUGAUUGUUGAAGCUCAUAAUUUGAUAGAGACCAUGCCAUUUGAUACUACAGCUUGCAUGUGGGGUUCACUCUUGGCUGCCUGUAGAAUCCAUGGGAAUCUUCACUUGGCUGAAAUAGCCGCCGAACAUUUGUUUGAGUUGGAACCUGAUAACGCAGGGAACCACGUUUUGCUUUCAAACAUUUAUGCAGCAAACAAAAAGUGGGAGGAAGUUGCAAGGACAAGGAAGGUUCUCAAAGACAGCCAGGCGAAGAAGGAGAGGGGUAAAAGUUGGAUUGAAAUAAAGAACAAGGUUCACUCGUUUAUGGUUGGAGAGAGAAAUCAUCCGAGAAUUUCCGAGAUUUACUUGAAGCUGGACGAUUUGGUUGAAGAGUUGAGGAAGCUAGGAUACUUGGCAAACACUGAGGAUGACCUGCAUAAUGUUGAAGAGAGUAGAAAGCGGGAACUAUUGAGGCACCAUGGCGAGAAGCUUGCGGUUACUUUCGGGCUGAUGUGUUUGCCUCCCAAUGCUCCUAUUAGAAUCAUGAAGAAUCUUAGGAUCUGUGGGGAUUGUCACUCUUUUAUGAAGCUCACAUCAAGUUUUACAGGGAGGGAGAUCAUUGUAAGGGACACAAAUCGAUUUCACCAUUUUAAGAAUGGAUGUUGUUCUUGCCGGGAUUUCUGGUGAAAGUUCUGGUUCAUUUUUCUUUUAUU
Morus notabilis is the source of this 1909-nucleotide messenger RNA. Its product is annotated as pentatricopeptide repeat-containing protein At5g04780, mitochondrial. NCBI's taxonomy places the organism in Eukaryota, Viridiplantae, Streptophyta, Magnoliopsida, Rosales, Moraceae. The record is from RefSeq and is a predicted model, not a curated record. Gene Ontology annotation, molecular function: zinc ion binding; protein binding; RNA binding. The coding region runs from base 12 to 1883 and encodes 623 amino acids. The transcript has a single exon. Gene Ontology annotation, biological process: RNA modification.